Messenger RNA from Drosophila albomicans, 3968 nucleotides. It is a transcript of the gene 5-HT2A, whose product is annotated as 5-hydroxytryptamine receptor 2B. Lineage: Eukaryota; Metazoa; Arthropoda; Insecta; Diptera; Drosophilidae. The transcript has 8 exons. The coding region runs from base 416 to 3253 and encodes 945 amino acids. The record is from RefSeq and is a predicted model, not a curated record. Gene Ontology annotation, biological process: chemical synaptic transmission; G protein-coupled receptor signaling pathway, coupled to cyclic nucleotide second messenger; serotonin receptor signaling pathway. Gene Ontology annotation, cellular component: membrane; dendrite. Gene Ontology annotation, molecular function: serotonin binding; G protein-coupled serotonin receptor activity; neurotransmitter receptor activity.
UUUCCCCUCAGUGAAUGAGGAAUGCUAGUGAAGUUGAUGAAUUCUCUCUAAAAUCAACAUAGAUUAAUUGAAAUGUAAAGUGCUCUUCAUUAUCUGCGGAAUAACAUUUAUGCAGACAGAAUUGAAAAUGGAAAAUCAAACAUAGAAAGAGGCAAAUUCUUGGGCCUAACACAGACGUUGCUAUAGAGAUUAGAAGGGAAUUCGAGCUCGAGAGAUUUGCAAUUAGUUUAAAAUAAUAUAUACUAAAAGCGAUUUGUGUGGACUUUGCAAUGCAUGAGACAUCAUGAGCCACAUUCUCGUAUUGCAGUCGAUAUACAAUAAUAGCAAGGACAACAUACGAGCAGCAGCAACAACAACAACAAGGAUAACAAGUUGUUGUUGUCAUUAAGCACACGCCACACAGCUUUAGAAUGAAAUGGAGAUGCAAAGCGAGGCUGGUCAUGGACCAACAACAGCAACAACAACGACAACUGCAACAGAUGCAACAGCAACACCAACAGCUACAGAUGCAACAUACACAGUUGCCACACGUGACUUCAAUUGUCGUGUGGCAGAGCACAAACUUUGGCAACCUUUCAUUAACUGCGAGGCAGCCCAAAGUGCCAACGACAACUACAACAACAGGGACAGCAACAGCAACACCCACAACAGCAACAGCACGACGACAACAUUCCAUUGUAGCUUGCAAGCAUUUGAGAGAGACGAGGAGAAGGCAUUCUAUGCAUGCAACAGCAACAGCAACAACAACGAGGAAGAGCAGCAGGAGUGGGCAACAUCCUGUGCGCUAGAGACACAACUGUUGAGGCCGCCACACGAGGCGUAUGCGCAAUUUCAACUGGCAAUCAUCGAGGCCGUUAGUGAUAAUGUGAGUGAUACGCUUAGUUUUAGUGCCCAAUGCAAUCGACAACGCAGUCUGCUCGUCUGCAACGAACAACAGCAGCAGCAAACUCUACUCUGUCAGCUGCAACAGGAGCUGCUGAGCACAGCUGGCGAUGUGGCUGAUGUUGAUGUGAGUGCCACGACAACAUUGUACGACUAUCACAUUGAACUGGGCGAUGGCCUCUGGUCGUGGCUGAACCUAACCGAACUGGCCAACAAUGUCACUGGCAGCCUUGGCAACCAGACUGUCAGCAAUGUGACCGCCAGCCUCGACAUGAUACUGUCCAACUAUACGCUCUCGGACACGGCUCUAACCACCACGACCACGUCUGCGGCAACAGCAACAACUACCGACAGCGACAUUGUCAUUGCCAGAAGUAUAUUCGACUAUACGCCACACGGUUACGAUUGGCUCUUUCUUUUCGUCGUGUUUUUCAUCUUUGCCGGCGGUUUAGGCAAUAUUCUCGUGUGUCUCGCUGUCGCCUUGGAUCGCAAGCUGCAGAAUGUGACCAACUAUUUUCUGUUCUCGCUGGCCAUCGCCGAUCUGCUUGUCAGUCUGUUUGUGAUGCCCAUGGGCGCCAUUCCAGCAUUUCUGGGUUAUUGGCCACUCGGGUUCACGUGGUGCAAUGUCUAUGUCACCUGCGAUGUACUUGCCUGUUCGUCGAGCAUACUGCACAUGUGCUUCAUCAGUUUGGGGCGAUAUCUGGGCAUAAGGAAUCCACUCGGCUCUCGGCAUCGUUCCACCAAACGUUUGGCCGGCAUCAAGAUAGCUAUUGUCUGGGCCAUGGCCAUGUUGGUCUCCAGUUCGAUAACAGUGCUGGGUCUGGUGAAUGAGAAGAACAUUAUGCCGCAGCCAAAUGUAUGUGUCAUUAACAAUCGAGCGUUCUUUGUCUUUGGCUCCCUGGUGGCAUUCUAUAUACCGAUGCUGAUGAUGGUCUCCACAUAUGCGCUCACCAUUCCCUUGCUGCGCAAGAAGGCACGUUUCGCAGCCGAGCAUCCGGAGAGCGAGCUCUUCCGUCGGCUCGGCGGUCGUUUCACCAUUCGCCCGCAGCAUAGCCAGCAACAGUUGCAGAUGCACAGCAGCUUCAACAGCAAUAAUUACGGCAACAACAAAUGCCUCGCCAUGGGAGACAGCAAUCGCAACUUUAACAAUGACAGCGGAGGAGGCGGAGGUGGAAGUGGAGGUGGAGGAAGUGGCACAAGAACACGAUAUGCUGGGGAUGGAGGCACAAUGACUUCCAAUAACAAUGAGCCAACGGAGCGAGCAUUGAUGCAGCAACGGACAACAACAAAUAAUCGCAGCAUGGCCAGCGUUAGUUUUCGCAAUGUGGCCAAUGGGGCAAGUGGUCGAAAUGUCACGAGCAUUGGACGGAGCAGCUUCCGCUUUGCCGGCGGCGGCAUCUUGCGACAAUCCUCGACGCCAACAACAGCCACAACAACAACAACAUCGUUGUCGUCGGCCACAACGAGUUCAAUGCGCGGCAAGACACAACAGACGACGAGCAGCUUCUGGCGCAAGCACGGUGGCAAUCCCAAUCUCAUGGACAGCCAUCCCAAUCGACGAGCCUCGGUGCGCGUGAGCGUUUCUCAGCCACAAUUGGGUUACGCAACAAAUGGAAAUGGAGGCGGCAAAAACGGAGGCGCAACAGCUGCCACAACGAGCUGCACAAAUGCUGGAGGCGGCAGCGUUGGCUCCAGCCGAAUCAGCAUUGCCACCAUACACAGCCAGGGCAAUCAUCCACUGGAGCAGGUGACGACGUCGUCGUUGGCGUCGACAACAGCAGCAGCGACGACGGCGACAACAACAACGACAGCGGAGGAGAGACGCCACAAGCUGCGCCCCUUUAAGAUUGCUUUAAAUCGUGUGGCCACGCCCACGCUCAAUUUGCGUUUUCUCAACAGUCGCCAGAAACGCAACAGUCUCUCCGCCAAUGCUGUGGCCACCGAACAGAAGGCCACCAAGGUGCUGGGUCUGGUGUUCUUCACGUUUGUGCUUUGCUGGUCCCCGUUCUUCAUACUCAACAUCAUCUUUGCCGCCUGCCCCGAGUGCCAAGUGCCCGAGCAUGUGGUGAACACUUGCCUCUGGCUGGGUUAUGUCUCCUCCACGAUCAAUCCGAUCAUCUAUACCAUCUUCAAUCGCACAUUUCGUGCGGCCUUCAUUCGCCUCCUGAAAUGCAACUGUGAACGCUCGGGUCGUCCUCUGCGCUAUCGCUCCGUGACCGAAGGCAGGAGCGCACUGAGUCUCUGUGCACCCUCCGCCCUGCCGCUGGCCAUCUCUUUUCAGGGGGCUCCACUGAUGACGCCAUCAACGACAAAUGCCACGCCGCUGAGUGAGUUCCGGGGCAGUUAUACAAUCACCGACGACGAGUGCUGAACACGAAUUUAUGAGCCAUGCUUAUGGGAGAAACUGCAAAUAAAAAACGUAAACGUAAACGCAAAUGUAAAUCAGAUCGGAGCGCAAAACACAUAACGAAUAACGGUGUAUGUACUUCUAAGUGUGUGUGUAAUCAAAUGUAAACUACAGGGUGAUUCAUUCAAAAUCAAAUCAAAGAGCAAAACAAAAUGUUACCUAGGCAAACAAACCACAAGAGAGAAACCUAUAAACUUAGAUAACAAACUCCCUUCAUAUCAUUAGCGAUGAAUGAAUGAAAAUAUAGUACUAAAAUAGUGUGUGACUGUGUGUGUAUGUGUAUUCUAUGUAUUAGCUAGGUGUGACUGUACCUGUCAUUUUGCAUGCCGCCAUCUUGUAGCUUUAAGCAACUCAACUGUACUUACUAUUAAGAUCUAAGCAUUUCCGCAACAGAAACAAAAACCGAAACCGAAACUAUUAAUAGUAUAUUUUGAAAACUAUAUAGAAUCGUAGGCAUAAGCUAAUGCUGCUCUCUAAGGCAAAAGUUGUAUAAGUGUUUGUUAUUAAACUGUAGCUGUGUUUGUUAGUCACUCGAAUUAGUUGCUAUUCAAAACUGUCUGACUACCAAAAAAAAAAACAAAUUCAUUCUAUUAUUUCCUUCGAUGUUAGUUUACAAGCAUAAGUAUUUUAUGCUCUAAGUUUAUGGUAUUAAUACAUUUAAUUGCUAUAAAUAAACUAC